Molecule: messenger RNA, 1303 nt
Organism: Haliotis rufescens (red abalone)
Lineage: Eukaryota; Metazoa; Mollusca; Gastropoda; Lepetellida; Haliotidae
Product: myb-related transcription factor, partner of profilin-like
Exons: 8
Coding region: 253-1173 (306 amino acids)
Cellular component (GO): nucleus
Source: RefSeq, a predicted model, not a curated record
UGCCGUUGUACAAAACAACCUUUACUAAGGUUGAACUUAGUUACUAAGGUUAAUCUUAAGGUAACCUUAUCAAAAAGUUACGCCCGUUGCACAAAACUACCUUUGGACAACCUUAACGUGGACAGGAUACUUAGCGGCAACCUUAACUAAGGUUGAACUCUUUAGUGUGGGAGACUCAAUUAUGUCCGUAGUUACGGUUGAGAGUUAUCUCCCCUGCUCGCAUCUGCAGACGACUAAUAUUGCUACUUCAACAUGACACAGCCGUCUACCAGCGCACAGAAACGGUGUCGGCAAUCAAACUUUACAUCAAGUGAGCUGACACUCUUGGCCGAUGAAGUCAAGUGUCGCAGCCAUGUUUUAUUCGGCGCAUUUUCUUCAACAAUCACCAAUCAAUCCAAAAUGAGGGAGUGGGAUGCAAUAGCCGCAAAAGUAAAUGCCUGCUCGUCUGUUGAGAGAACAGGGGCUCAAUUGAGAAAAAAGUGGAAUGAUUACAAAUCUCAGGUAAAAAGAAAGGCCAUGGAUGUCCGCAAAGAAUCGUCCAAAACAGGAGGCGGUCCGGCACCAUCACCUUUGACUGAUCUGGAAUUCAAAGUUGUAUCACUGAUUCCACAGUGUCAAAUUGAAGGAAUAGCUGGUGGACUGGAGUCUGAGGUUGGUGAAACUUUCCCUACACUCAACGCAUUGAAUGAAGGUGACCUUGCCACAGUGGACUUCUUUGAUACAAUUAUCACAAGUGAAGAGACACAGACCCUUGAAACACCUGGUCCUAUCUUUAUGUGUGGGAACACUGGCAGUGAUGAGGCUUCAUCAAUGAGUCAACCUGUGGAAUCAGCAGAAAUGAGAGUAGAUGAGACAAGUCAUUCUUCAGUCACAAAUGCUAAGGAUAUCAAGAUGAACAGAUCCAGACAAAGAAGAUAUGAAAACUCACAGCAGCCACCGAAGCACAUUGCCUCAAUAAUUGACGUUGAGACAGCCAAAGCAGAUGCCCUCAAGGAGCUAAUAGAUGUGCAAAAGAGGAUGCUCAGCAUAUCAGAGGAGCACUUGGUGGUACAGAGAGAAAGGCUUGACCUGGAGAAAUCCAAAUUUGAACUUUUGCAACGUCUUUUAAUGAAUCCAGGAAAUAGAUCUCCAAAUACUUUGUCCCCAGUCAUCAACUUUAUGUUAUCCUCCUAACCGUGCCAGCACCCCAGCUGAUGUAUCUGACUAGUGUUUUAAGGUUUUAUAUUAAGUGAGAUUAAUACAUAUUGUGUAUAGAGAGAGUUAACAACCCUUUUAUUUUCUGCCAAUACAUUUAUGUUCAUGC